Molecule: messenger RNA, 7197 nt
Organism: Elgaria multicarinata webbii
Lineage: Eukaryota; Metazoa; Chordata; Lepidosauria; Squamata; Anguidae
Gene: PREX2
Product: phosphatidylinositol-3,4,5-trisphosphate dependent Rac exchange factor 2
Exons: 40
Coding region: 1-4815 (1604 amino acids)
Biological process (GO): positive regulation of GTPase activity; intracellular signal transduction; G protein-coupled receptor signaling pathway
Cellular component (GO): plasma membrane
Molecular function (GO): GTPase activator activity; guanyl-nucleotide exchange factor activity; protein binding
Source: RefSeq, a predicted model, not a curated record
AUGACAGAAGAAAGCAAAGGGGAAGGGAAAGGAGAAAGCGGGAAAGACCUGGAGAAGCAGCUGCGCCUCAGGGUGUGUGUUUUGAGUGAGUUGCUGAAGACGGAGCGUGACUAUGUGGGCACUUUGGAGUUUUUGGUGUCGGCAUUUCUUCACAGAAUUAUGCAAUGGGCUGUUUCCAAGAUUGAUAAAAACAUUACUGAGGAAACUGUUAAGACCUUAUUCUCAAACAUUGAAGACAUUCUUGAAGUGCACAAGGAUUUCCUGGCUGGUAUUGAGGAGUGUCUACAUCCUGAACCUAAUGCUCAACAAGAAGUGGGAGCAUGCUUUCUUCACUUCAAAGACAGAUUUCGUAUCUAUGAUGAAUUCUGUAGUAAUCUUGAGAAGGCACAAAAGCUUUUGCUUGAACUUAAUAAAAUAAGAACAGUACGGACUUUUCUACUGAACUGUAUGCUGCUAGGAGGACGCAAGAAUACUGAUGUACCACUAGAAGGUUACUUAGUAACACCAAUCCAGAGAAUAUGCAAAUAUCCACUACUUUUGAAGGAGUUGCUAAAGCGUACUCCCAAAAAGCACAGUGACUAUUCUGCCUUAAUGGAAGCUCUCCAAACCAUGAAAGCUGUCUGCUCCAACAUAAAUGAGGCCAAGAGACAGAUGGAAAAAUUAGAGGUUUUAGAAGAAUGGCAGUCUCACAUUGAAGGAUGGGAGGGAUCUAACAUCACAGACACAUGCACAGAAAUGCUGAUGUAUGGAGUUUUGCUGAAAAUCUCUGCAGGAAAUAUACAGGAACGGGUGUUCUUUCUUUUUGACAAUCUUUUGGUCUAUUGCAAAAGAAAGCAUAGACGAUUGAAGAACAGCAAAGCAUCUACAGAAGGUCAUCGUUAUCUCUUCCGGGGCAGAAUAAACACUGAGGUGAUGGAAGUGGAGAAUGUAGAUGAUGGUACAGCUGAUUAUCACAGCAGUGGCCACAUUGUUCUUAAUGGUUGGAAGAUACACAACACAGCAAAGAACAAAUGGUUUGUGUGUAUGGCCAAAACACCUGAAGAAAAACAGGAAUGGCUGGAAGCUAUUCUAAAAGAAAGGGAAAGAAGGAAAGGGCUAAAACUAGGUGUGGAGCAAGAUACUUGGGUGAUGAUCUCUGAACAAGGAGAGAAACUUUACAAAAUGAUGUGCAGACAAGGAAACCUAAUCAAAGACCGGAAGAGAAAAUUAACCACUUUCCCAAAAUGCUUUCUUGGAAGUGAGUUUGUAUCCUGGUUGCUGGAAACGGGAGAGAUUCACAGACCUGAAGAAGGUGUUCAUCUUGGUCAAGCUUUGCUAGAGAAUGGCAUUAUCCACCAUGUUACCGACAAGCACCAAUUUAAACCUGAGCACAUGCUCUACAGAUUUCGUUAUGAUGAUGGCACAUACUAUCCAAGAAGUGAAAUGCAAGAUGUGAUUUCAAAGGGUGUAAGAUUAUAUUGUCGUCUACACAGUCUAUUUACCCCUGUGGUAAGAGAUAAAGAUUACCACCUAAGAACCUACAAAUCUGUAGUCAUGGCUAAUAAAUUGAUAGACUGGCUAAUUGCACAGGGGGAUUGCAGGACAAGAGAAGAAGCAAUGAUCUUUGGAAUAGCACUUUGUGACAAUGGAUUUAUGCACCAUGUGCUGGAAAAAAGUGAAUUCAAAGACGAACCACUUCUCUUUCGUUUUUUUGCGGAUGAAGAAAUGGAAGGCUCGAACAUGAAGCACAGGCUUAUGAAACAUGACUUAAAAGUAGUGGAAAAUGUAGUAGCCAAAUCACUACUGAUUAAAUCAACUGAAGGAAGCUACGGGUUCGGCUUGGAAGACAAAAACAAAGUGCCAAUAAUUAAAAUAGUGGAGAAGGGAUCAAAUGCUGAGAUGGCAGGUCUGGAAGUUGGGAAAAAGAUCUUUGCCAUUAAUGGUGACCUGGUUUUUCUGAGACCCUUCAAUGAAGUGGAUAGCUUUCUGAAAGCAUGUUUAAGCAGCAGAAAGCCCCUCAGGGUACUUGUGAACACAAAACCCAGGGAGACAGUGAAGAUCCUCGACUCUAUGGAUGGUCUUGGAUUCCAAAUACGAGGCUUUGGACCUUCUGUUGUCCAUGCCGUUGGAAGAGGAACUGUGGCAGCUGCUGCUGGCCUUCACCCUGGGCAGUGCAUUAUCAAAGUGAAUGGAAUUAAUGUCAGCAAGGAAACACAUGCAAGCGUUAUUGCUCAUGUCACAGCCUGCAGGAAAUACAGACGUCCAAUGCAUCAAGACUCUAUUCAGUGGGUAUAUAACAGCAUUGAGAGCGCCCAGGAAGAUCUUCAGAAAACAAACUCUAAACCCUUGGGUGAUGAUGGAGGAGAUGCAUUUGACUGCAAAGUAGAAGAAGUAAUAGACAAAUUUAAUACUAUGGCAAUAAUUGAUGGACGGAAGGACCAUGUCAGUCUGACUGUAGAUAAUGUUCAUCUGGAAUAUGGUGUAGUUUAUGAGUAUGACAGUACUGCUGGAAUAAAAUGCCAUGUUUUGGAGAAGAUGAUUGAACCAAAAGGCUUUUUCAGCUUGACUGCAAAGAUUCUUGAAGCACUAGCAAAAAGUGAUGAGCAAUUUGUGCAAAACUGUAAUAGUCUAAAUAGUUUAAAUGAAGUAAUCUCCACUGACCUUCAAAGUAAAUUCAGUAACAUUUGCAAUGAGAAAAUAGAACAUAUUUGCAGACGGAUCACUAGCUACAAAAAGUUUUCACGAGUUUUAAAAAAUCGAGCCUGGCCUACUUUCAAGCAAGCCAAGUCAAAGAUUUCACCACUGCACAGCAGUGAUUUCUGUCCAACUAACUGCCACAUAAAUGUGAUGGAAGUUUCAUAUCCUAAAACAUCAACUUCUCUCGGCAGUGCCUUCGGGGUUCAGCUAGACAACAGAAAACAUCUUUCACAAGAAAAAGAAAACAAACACACAGACCAAGGUAAAUUGAGUCCUAUGGUUUAUAUACAACAUACAAUUACCACCAUGGCAGCUCCAUCAGGACACUCCUUAGGUCAACAGGAUGGCCAUGGUUUGAGGUACCUAUUGAAAGAAGAGGAUCUAGAAACACAAGAUGUCUAUCAGAAACUGUUGUGCAAAUUGCAAGCUGCAUUAAAAGAGGUGGAAAACUGUGUUUCUCAAAUAGAUGACCUUCUGUCUUCAAUAACAUAUUCUCCAGAACAUAAAACUCACGAACCGUUAACGCCAACAGACAGUGAUAACGAAAAAGGAGAACACAAUGGGAAAAAGGUCUGUUUCAAUGUAGCAGGUGAUGAGCAGGAAGAUUCUGGUCAUGACACAAUUAGCAACCGGGAUUCAUAUAGUGAUUGCAACAGCAACAGGAAUUCUAUUGCUUCAUUUACCAGUAUUUGCAGUAGUCAAUGCAGUUCUUACUUUCACAGUGAUGAAAUGGAUUCAGGUGAUGAACUUCCUCUAAGUAUACGCAUCUCUCAUGACAAACAGGACAAACUCCAUGGUUGUUUGGAGCAUCUAUUUGGUCAGGUAGAUUCAAUUAUCAAUCUUCUGAAAGGACCAGUGGUAGCAAGAGCUUUUGAGCAGACCAAGUUCUUCACACCAGGUCGAAGUUUGCAAGAGUUUCAGCAGGAAAUUGAACUUAAACUCAGUUGUCCAAAGAGACUAAGACUUCACAUCAAGCAAGACCCUUGGAAUCUUCCCAGCAGUGUCCGAAACCUUUCCCAAAACAUCAGAAAAUUUGUUGAAGAGGUGAAAGCAAGGAUCCUUUUGGCACUCCUUGAAUAUGCAGAUAGUGAGAUACAGCUCAGGCGAGACAUGGUCUUCUGCCAGAGUCUAGUGGCCACGGUUUGUGCUUUCUCAGAGCAACUAAUGGCUGCCUUAAAUCAGAUGUUUGAUAAUAGCAAGGAGUGUGAAAUGGAGACACAAGAGGCCAGCAGAAGAUGGCUGGAACAGAUAUCCAAUGCCGGUGUUCUCCUUUACUUCCAGUCACUAUUGUCACCGAACCUGACUGAUGAACAAGCUAUGCUAGAAGACACAUUGGUUGCAUUGUUUGACCUGGAGAAAGUUACAUUUUAUUUUAAACAAUCUGAACAAGAGCCUCUAGUUGCAAAUAUGCCAAUCACAUACCAAGCAGAAGGAAGCCGACAAGCCUUGAAAGUUUACUUUUACCUUGAUAACUACAAUUUUGAACAACUUCCUCAAAGACUGAAGAACGGUGGAGGUUUUAAAAUUUAUCCAGUUCUGUUUGCCCAAGCCCUGGAAAGCAUGGAAGGCUACUAUUAUAGAGACAAUGUAUCGGUGGAAGAAUUUCAAGCACAGAUUAAUGCAGCUUCAUUGGAAAAAGUGAAACAGUACAACCAAAAACUCAGGGCAUUUUACCUGGACAAGUCAAAUCUUCCACCUAAUUCAACAUCAAAAGCUGCUUAUAUAGAUAAGCUGAUGCGGCCCAUCAAUUGUCUGGAUGAACUUUACCGACUGAUGGCGUCUUUCAUAAGAUCCAAGCGCACAGCACCCUGUGCUUACACGGCUUGCGGUGCCUCUGGAGUUGGGCUACUGUCAAUCUCUUCAGAACUCUGUAGCAGACUUGGAGCUUGCCAUAUCAUCAUGUGCAAUAGUGGAGUUCACCGUUGUACUCUGAGUGUCACUCUGGAACAAGCUAUAAUUCUUGCUCGGAGUCAUGGCUUACCUCCUCGCUAUAUCCUGCAAGCUACAGAUGUGAUGCGCAAACAAGGAGCAAGAGUGCAGAACACUGCCAAGAAUUUAGGAGUUAGGGACCGCACACCAGCCUCCGCUCCAAGGUUAUACAAGUUGUGUCAGCCACCACCUCCUGUUGGAGAGGAGUAAAGACUCCUGAGGAAUAAUCAAAAGACCAGUUUCCAUGACAGUGAAGUAAAACAUGAACGCAACAGUCUUUGAUAGAAUGUGCUUUGAGUACUGAUCAGCAGCAACACUUAGCUUCGGAUAAAGCAAUCUUUCUUCUUAAAUAUGACUGUGCCAACUACUUCUAGGGAAAAAAGGAUAUUUAGAUCUGAUGUGCAUGUUCUGUGCAUUUAUAGUGAGGACAUUUACAAUGGAAUAAUGUUGUAUUUUAAGUGCUUGCUUCAGCAGUGCCAGUCACCCAAUUAUGCACUGAUAACAACAUGCACACAAAGAUGUAGCACAGAUUGGAAAAACCACUACAUUAGACACUUUCAAAAAGUGAUGCCUUGAUCCAGUGGGAGAUAAAAGAAUAAACAGGUUAAAGUUGUAGUUGCACACAUAAUAACCUUUCCUCCCGCAGCAUUCUAAUUGUAUAAAUUGGAGCUGUACGGGAAAUUAGCAUUUCAGUGAGGAGGCAGUUACACACUCAAAGCAAACUCAGUGGGCCAUUCACAUAUCACAAUAAGCCAGGCUGAAAACAAGUCGUGGUGGUUUGGUUAAUUGCUCACUAAACCAUACGGUUGCCAACGGAUGAUCCGGCGCUUGCCAUGGUUGUUUCCCUCUUCAUCCUCCCGUUCGCUCCCACCUCAACAACCCACCUUUGCUGGAUUUGCAUGUAUUGACAAGCUACGACAUCCACCCCUCCACUAUGCAGCUCAGAUAUUUAAAUUGGUGGUUGCUGCUGCAACUUGAAACUACAUGGGAAAUUUACCCACAGUGGCUUUUCAUUACAUGCAAACUACAUCAGGUUCUAAGGGUAGCUUGUGCAUGGUCCCAGGACAUGGUCUGGGGGCAUAUGAGGCAGUCACCUUGCUGAAGCUAAGCUUAUCUGGGUCUGGUCAGUGCUUGGAUGGGAGCCCACCUGAGAACUGCAUGUGGCCAACUUGAGUUCCAUGAUGGAAAAAAGGUAGGAUAUAAAUGUAACAAAAAAUACAUAAAGUGGUUAACAAACCACACUAAGGAAACGGUGUGAGGUUCGAAUGUCACAACAAGCCACUCUGAAACAAACAGGUAUAACAACUCACAAUGGGUUGUUGUGUCAUGUGAACCAGGACAAUGUAUUCUUCAUACCGUCACAAGAGUUUUGUGUUUGUUUUGCAUGACUUGACAAUAGUAACAUUCAGCAUAAGAUGCUCUUAUUUAUUUCACAUUGAGAUGAGGGAACUAGAAAUGACAGUUGGGAUUCUGAUGACUCAAAAUUCUACUUCUUAGUUUCCUUGAUAAGCUGUUCAGGUGACAAUGACAAGAAUGUUUCCUAAAACAGUGAACUUUUUGCGUCAUAAAAUGUUUUGAUUAUGCUUGGUGAGUUUGGAGAAACUCAGCUGAGAACAUGCAUUCUUACGCAUUUUUAACUUCAGAAGUUCUGAAGCACAUUUACAUGAUUUUGCAAAUACAGGUUUUGUCUAAGGAAAAGUCCUACAAUCUGUGUGUAUUGUAAUUCAAAGGUUUGUAAUCUUCCUUUGUACUACCUGGAAAAUUAUGUUAUCAAGGUCUUGAAGUUAAAACAGACAGACAGGAUUGGAUACAAAGCUGUGAUUAAUAAGUUGGUCACACAGGAAAUUUUUUUUCUAUUAAUAUUUACACUAGGAAAGUGGCAAGACACUUUCUAUUCUAAUGUGAAUCACAUAAUAAUUUUGUCUCAUCAUGGUUAAUAUGAAAUGUAGUUUCUAAUGUGUUCUACAGAAGCACGAUAUAAAUUACAAAUUGGAUAUAAAUGCAUACCAUGUUCAGGACAUCUAUGUUAAAAUAGAAAGUAUGAAUGCUAGUGAAUGGCAAUGUGGAUUCACAACCAGAUAAACACCUGCAUAAUGCAUGUGCACAGAAGUCUAGUUCCACGAGUAAAUCUUCCGUUUUAGAUAAGGGUGGUUUACUGUAUACAGCAAGCAACUAAUCCUUUACUUUUCAAAUAUAUAACAUGCAUAAUUCACUUACUGAACUGUUAUGGUCCCUUGUAUAUGUCCCUUCCAAAAUCUUGAACUUUGUUUAUGUUUAAAUGUAUCUAGGGUAUAAAUUUGCAGGAUUCAGGUUCUAAGAUGUAAAAGUAAUUUCAAAUCAUCCACUGCAAAAUCAUAUUAAAUGUUAUUUCUGAGACUUGACUAUAAAUGACAUUUUCAUGUUGGAGAUGUUUGCUUAGAACUGAAAUCCUGCCUUCUGGACAUGAUGAAAUGCUGCUACAGUUCAAAAGCACAAUUUAGUAUACUCUAAUAGUGCCUGGAACAUAUUUCUACUUAACUCAUUUCAGUAUUGCUGGUUGUGGUAAAAUCCUUACUAUAAAAUUGUACUGUACUUCCACAAUUCUCAUAUAUA